Molecule: messenger RNA, 2258 nt
Organism: Mesitornis unicolor (brown roatelo)
Lineage: Eukaryota; Metazoa; Chordata; Aves; Mesitornithiformes; Mesitornithidae
Gene: SCD5
Product: stearoyl-CoA desaturase 5
Exons: 4
Coding region: 13-756 (247 amino acids)
Biological process (GO): lipid metabolic process
Molecular function (GO): oxidoreductase activity, acting on paired donors, with oxidation of a pair of donors resulting in the reduction of molecular oxygen to two molecules of water
Source: RefSeq, a predicted model, not a curated record
UUGUGUUUCAUAAUGACAGCCCUGGGCGUGACGGCUGGUGCGCAUCGCCUGUGGAGCCACCGUUCCUACAAAGCCAAGCUGCCUUUGCGGAUCUUUCUGGCUGCAGCUAACUCCAUGGCUUUCCAGAACGAUAUCUACGAGUGGAGCCGAGACCACCGCGUGCACCACAAGUACUCUGAGACGGACGCAGACCCACACAACGCUCGCCGUGGCUUCUUUUUCUCCCACAUCGGCUGGCUGUUUGUGCGCAAGCACCGGGACGUCAUAGAGAAGGGGAGGAAACUGGAUUUCACUGACCUGCUGGAUGACCCUGUCGUCAGGUUCCAAAGAAAGUAUUACAAGAGUUCGGUCGUGCUCAUGUGCUUUGUGAUCCCCACCUGUGUGCCAUGGUACCUCUGGGGCGAGAGUCUGUGGAACGCCUACUUCCUGGCCUCCAUCCUGCGGUACACCAUCUCCCUUAACGUCACCUGGCUGGUCAACAGCGCCGCCCACAUGUACGGCAACCGCCCUUAUGACAAGUACAUCAACCCCAGGCAGAACACCUUUGUCACUCUGGGAGCCAUGGGUGAGGGUUUCCACAACUACCACCACACCUUCCCCUUCGACUACUCUGCCAGCGAGCUGGGCCUGAAGUUCAACCCCACCACCUGGUUCAUUGACUUCAUGUUUUGGUUGGGGUUGGUCACUGACCGCAAACAGGCCCCGAAGGAGAUGAUCCAGGCUCGCAAGGAAAGGACUGGAGAUGGCAGUCCUUGAGAAGUAACGCUUAGCUGUGCCAGCGCUGUUGUACACACGGGCGGGUGUGCUUGCACCUCCAUGCCCACCGUGGAUUUAUUUUCCUCUGGGUAAAAUUAGUUUUUUUCAGAUCAGUUUGGCUGAAUUAAUUCCCCAGGAACAGAUUUGGCCCCAGCUUUUUUUCCUUAUUAGCUGUCUUACAUCCAAACUUCAGACUACUAAGUGUAAAAAUGUUCUAUAUUAUUUAAUAUUGGAGUUAAACAGGAGAGGAAUUUUAUUUUAGUCUCUGUAGUUCAUGUCUGAAAUACAUUGUAAUUUGCUUGUUCAUGGUAAACGUGUCAGGUUGGAGGAACUAACUAUCCUUUCCAAGUGUAGUUAGGGGAGAUUUUGUUUCUACUAUUAAUUGAAUAUGCGUUUGAGAUGUCGUAGAGCAUGGGGCAGGGCCCAACGUGCUGUUUCAGCUACAGACUAAUGGGAAGGAACAGUAACAGCACCGAGGAAAACCACAAUGUCCAAGGGAAAAAAGUCAGCCUAGAUUUAGUUAGGCGUUAGUUUGAAAAUCUGCUUUCUUUUUGUUAGCCCUGUUAGCCAGCCCAGUGCACUGCUGUCUUUGCUAAAUAUGAAAACCAUUUAUUGCUGAGCAGGCUUUUGUGUUGAAGAUUAGUCUCUAUACAGGCCAAAAUAUCAACUGAUACUAUGUUGAGAUGAUUCCUUUGUUGUUGCAUUUACAUUGUAAUUUGUAAAGGUAUAGAGCUCAACAAUGUCUUAAGCCAAAUAAAGCUUCGAUUUCAAUGUUUGGAGACCUCAGUUAUAUUCUAAUCAGUCAUGACCAUCGAUGCAUGCAUAUUUUAGCUCCUUUUGCACAAGAGGCCUCUUUUUCUUUUUCUGCCUUUGACUAGCAGGUCUUAGAAAGCUGACCUUUAUCUAAGUCAGAGUCUCUACUAGUAUUUCAGCUGCAUGCAACAUCUAUUGGUUUCUGAGCAACAUAUAAAGACAGUUACGUAGCUUCUGAAUUUAACAGUUGCCUUGUUUAAAAUAAAAACAAACAAAAAAAACAGAUUAAAAAAAAUACUAAAAAAAAAAAGCAUGUGGAAUUAAUGGGACAUGUAGCCCUUUGUGUUAGAUGUUAGCCAGUGCAGGAGAGAAGCUUUGUACUGUCAGCACUGGAGUCAAUUUGAAGAUAGAGGGCGUGAUUUUCAUUUAUGAAGAAUGUCGCUGCCUUGCCCCUCGGAGAGGGAAUGCCAGAGUUUCCCAGCUGCGUGGCCCCACACCCCGGGCAAGGGAGGGAUCUCAAGAUAACUGAGACUCAGGCCCAGAUACUUUCAGGAAAGAUGUAGAACUGAAAAAAAAUAAAAUAAAAUGGUUUCUUUUUUGUUCUGUUUGUUGUUUUUUAAAUGAUGCCAUAUAAUAUAAAAGAGUUGUCUUUAUUCUGUAUUUCAUCUGGCAGGUGUUUUAACAGUGUUACUUUGCCAUUAAUGACGUGUAAACUCUUGAGUGAUUUACAAUAAACAGUUACGAGUUAG